This is a messenger RNA of Zootermopsis nevadensis, 10851 nucleotides long. It is a transcript of the gene Kdm5, whose product is annotated as Lysine demethylase 5. Gene Ontology annotation, cellular component: chromatin; nucleus. The record is from RefSeq and is a predicted model, not a curated record. Lineage: Eukaryota; Metazoa; Arthropoda; Insecta; Blattodea; Termopsidae. Gene Ontology annotation, molecular function: histone H3K4me/H3K4me2/H3K4me3 demethylase activity; DNA binding. Gene Ontology annotation, biological process: regulation of DNA-templated transcription; chromatin remodeling.
AAGCUUAACAGUAUGGUAUAGGACGGAUUUACAUUUUCUUACGCAGAAAGCCAUGUCUAUACUAACUAUGUAAUGUUGGCCAUUCUGAUUGUCGUUUCGGUUUCACCCAAUUGCUGUUUAUGUCAAAGAAGAGAUGAGAGAGAGAGUAGUGGUGUGGAUCUCAACAUUGUCGUAUGGUGGUUGAGUGUUUAGUGGUAUAUACGUGAUUGUGAGUGGUUUUGUUCAUGGAAAUGAAGGUGCAUAAGCGACGCUGUUGCUGGUACCAGACCACAUGACGCUGGUUGGGGUUAGCGAAGAGGGUUAGACAGCGAAUCAAGUGAAAUGAAUAUUACAUCUGAAAGGAUUUGUUUUGUAAAUAUAUUAUGACACAUUGAAGUCAUAGACACAAUGGUGUCCAGAGGAGAUAAGGCGAGUGGCACUUUUAAGAGCCCUUCCAGUGACAAGUCGAAAGGGCCAUCACGAGAUUUUGAAUUUACGAUACCUCCAGAAGCUCCUGUAUUUGAACCGACAAGUGAAGAAUUUCAAGAUCCUUUAGGAUACAUACGGAAAAUUCGUCCAGUUGCAGAAAAAUCUGGCAUAUGCAAAAUAAAACCACCACCGGAUUGGCAACCUCCUUUUGCUGUUGACGUUGACAAAUUUAAAUUCACGCCAAGGAUUCAGCGACUAAAUGAAUUGGAGGCAAAAACACGGAUAAAGCUAAAUUUUUUAGAUCAGAUAGCAAAAUUUUGGGAACUGCAGGGAUCUUCAUUGAAGAUUCCAAUGGUGGAACGAAAAGCCUUAGAUCUUUACACAUUGCACAGGUUAAUCCAAGAAGAAGGUGGUGUAGAAAUUGCAACAAAGGAAAGGAAAUGGACGAAAGUUGCUGCGAGAAUGGGCUUCCCUCAUGGAAAGGGUUUAGGAACGCUAUUGAAAAAUCAUUAUGACCGGAUACUUUACCCCUUUGAUGUGUUCCAGCAGGGGAAACUUGUUGGGCAGAUUAAGAUGGAACCAGAUCAGAAUGAAAAUGAAAAGCGAGAUCAGGAUUACAAACCUCACGGUAUUCCAUCACGUCAAGCAAUCAAACCACCACAAGAAAAAUACAGCAGGAGGUCUAAACGAUAUGCCCCUGGUGACGCUUCUGACUCUGAUACUUUGAUUGGACAAGAUAACUCUGAUACAAAUGAGAAUAAGGAACUGAGGAGGCUUCAGUUUUAUGGAGCUGGUCCAAAGAUGGCUGGGUAUCAGACACGGAAAGAAGAGAAACCAAAAAAUAAAACAAGAGGAAAGAAGGUUAACUACGAGUUUGAUCCUCUUGCCAAGUACGUGUGUCACAACUGUGGACGGGGGGACGUUGAAGAGUCGAUGUUGUUAUGCGACGGCUGUGACGACAGUUACCAUACGUUCUGUCUCAUGCCUCCACUUCUGGAAAUUCCUAAAGGUGAUUGGAGGUGCCCUAAAUGCGUCGCUGAGGAGGUGAGCAAACCGAUGGAAGCUUUCGGUUUCGAGCAAGCACAGCGGGAAUACACAUUACAGCAGUUUGGAGAAAUGGCAGAUCAGUUCAAAUCUGACUACUUUAACAUGCCCGUUCAUUUGGUUCCCACGCCGCUCGUAGAAAGGGAGUUUUGGCGAAUUGUUUCUUCUAUUGAUGAAGAUGUUACGGUAGAAUAUGGAGCAGAUCUACAUACUAUGGAUCACGGAUCCGGUUUCCCUACCAAGUCAACCCCAGAUCUGCAUCCUGUUGACCAAGAAUAUGCAAAUUCUGGUUGGAAUUUAAACAAUCUUCCUGUCCUUGAAGGUUCAGUUCUGGGUCAUAUUAAUGCAGAUAUAUCUGGGAUGAAGGUUCCAUGGAUGUAUGUUGGUAUGUGCUUUGCGACUUUCUGUUGGCACAAUGAAGAUCACUGGAGCUACUCCAUAAACUAUCUUCACUGGGGUGAGCCAAAGACGUGGUAUGGUGUGCCUGGUAACAAGGCAGAGGCAUUUGAGUCCUCGAUGAAAAUGGCGGCACCUGAACUCUUCCAGUCACAGCCUGAUUUACUGCAUCAACUGGUUACAAUUAUGAAUCCAAAUAUACUUAUGCAAGGAGGUGUACCAGUUUGUAGGACAGAUCAACAUGCCGGAGAAUUCGUAGUAACUUUCCCAAGGGCAUAUCAUGCUGGUUUCAACCAAGGAUACAAUUUUGCUGAAGCUGUCAACUUUGCGCCAGCCGACUGGUUAAAAAUGGGGCGUGAAUGCAUCAGCCACUAUUCCAUGUUACGUCGGUUUUGCGUUUUUGCUCAUGAUGAACUCGUUUGCAAAAUGUCUUUGGAACCAGAUGCUUUAGAUCUUACUGUAGCGGCUGCAACAUAUCAAGAUAUGUUGCAAAUGGUGGACAGUGAAAAGAAAAUGAGAAAGUCACUUCUUGAAUGGGGUGUGACCGAAGCCGAAAGGGAAGCGUUUGAAUUGUUACCUGAUGACGAGAGGCAAUGUGAAGUGUGCAAGACUACUUGUUUUUUGUCUGCAGUAACAUGUAGUUGCAAUGCAGAACAUUUGGUUUGUCUUAGGCAUUAUUCAAGCCUGUGCUCCUGUCCGCCAGACAAGCAUACACUAAGGUAUCGGUAUACAUUAGACGAGUUGCCUGUCAUGUUACAUAAGUUGAAGCUACGGGCAGAGUCCUUUGAUAAUUGGGUAUCAACUGUAAAAAAUGCAUUGGAUUUAAAUUCUCCGAAAAAACUAGACCUUACAGAGGUUAAAUCAUUGUUGCAAGAAGCAGAACAAAAGAAGUUUCCUGAAUCGGAGUUGCUGCAGGCAUUAAUGCAAGUCGUCACGGAAGCCGAGAAGUGUGCAAGUGUUGCCCAGCAACUUUCCUGCAAGAAAGUUCGGACACGAACACGGCAGACCAUAGAAGCAAAGUACAAACUGACAGUCGAAGAGCUGUCAUUAUUUUAUGAACAAAUAGAAAGUUUACCAUGCACGAUAAGGGAAGGUGAAGGAGUGAAGGAGUUACUCGAUAGAGUUAAAGAUUUUCAGACGGAAGCAGCUGAACUUUUAGGCCAAGAAAUGCCAGAGUCGCAAUUGGUGGAUAAAUGUAUAGAGAACGGCAUUGUAUUGGAUAUUGAACUGUCAGAAAUUCCGAAGCUGAAGCAGACCUUGGCCCAGAUGAAGUGGCUAGAAGACGUGAGAGAUUUGCAGGAAGAUUCGGAGCAGGUUACUUUGGAGUCACUCAGAAAGCUGCUGAAUGUCGGUGUAAGUUUGCCUCCGCACGCAAUAGUAGAGAAAUCGAUGGCUGAGCUUCAGGAUCUUCUGACACAGGUGGAAAAGUGGGAAGAAAAGGCCAAAGUCUGCUUACAAGCAAAAUCCCGGCAAACGAUCUGCACUAUAGAAACAAUCUUGAAGGAAGCAGAGGCAAUUCCAGCUUUUCUACCAAAUAUUGGAACUUUAAAAGAUGCCCUCAAGAAAGGAAAAGAAUGGUCCUCAAAAGUAGAAACAGUUCAGAGGGCUGAAAAUUUUCCGUACAUGGAUGCGCUGGAGUUACUUGUUAACAAAGGGCGAAAUAUUCCUGUUCGUCUGGAACUCCUUCCACAACUGGAAUCACAACUGAGUGGUGCCAAAACAUGGAAAGAUCGAACAGCUCGUACCUUCCUUAGGAAAAAUUCGCAUUACACACUAAUGGAAGCAUUGUCUCCAAGGGUUGAAGUGGGUGUGUCGGCUUUGAAACAAAAGAAACGUCGUUUCCGUGAAGAUAAUUCAGCUCUUUUGAUUGCUCCAGUUGUUUGUGAUGUUAAGUUGGAUGGAGAUGUAGAUCCUGCUGCUGUGGUUGCAGCUUUCAAGGGGGCAGAGGAACAGGAGAUGGUUGCAAUGCGUGCUCUGCGUUUAGAAAAUCUAAAGAAGAGAGUUAAUGAUACAGGAGAAGCCAAGUAUUGUGUAUGUCGUCGCGGGGUUUCGGGAUUUAUGUUGCAGUGUGAAUUGUGUAAAGACUGGUUCCAUGCCACAUGUGUUCCCCUUCCAAAGAGCACCAGCAACAAAAAUAAGCAGCAGACUCCGGCACAGCAGUUAGUUGCCGCCGCAUCCAGAGAGCUGAAGUUCCUUUGCCCGUGCUGCUUGAGGUCUCGUCGACCUCGUCUCGAAACAAUUCUUUCUCUUCUUGUAUCUCUUCAGAAACUUCCAGUUCGUAUCCCUGAGGGCGAAGCUCUUCAGUGUCUCACAGAGCGGGCAAUGAAUUGGCAGGAUCGCGCCCGUCAAGCUCUUGCUACGGAAGAACUUGCGUCUGCUCUUGCGAAGCUCUCUGUCUUGUCACAAAAACUGGUGGAGGCCGUUGCGCGCGAGAAGACUGAGAAAAUUAUCAGCAGUGAAUUAAAGAAAGCUGCCAGCAAUCCUGAGCUGCAUCGCCGUGUGCAGGCCAUUUCAUCUCUCAGUGGUGUGCAGAGCGAAGAUUCUCUGGGAUCGCAGUCGAGUCCGCCGCAUCUGGGAGAAUCAAGUGGCGUUGAAACAGAAGCUGCUGUUGACUGUUUGCAUGAAACAUUGGAUCAAGCGAAUGAUCAGCCUCAUAGCUCAUUUCCUCAAGAUGAUGACGACGAUGUUGAUGAUGAAGAUGAUGAUGAUUCCGUGUUGACAUCGGCUAAUCUGAGAACAGACGAAGAUGAUGAUUCACAUUAUGAAGAAUGCAGUAAUCCUUACAGUAAUUCAGAACAUGCUUAUUCCUCAGCUUCAAGACUGGGAUUAGGAGGCUGCAAGAAACAUAUUCGCAAGACUCCGUUAGUGCCACGACAACUGGCACAACCAGUUUUGGCUCUCAGUGAAAUGGCCCGAGCUCAGCUUGAAGAACUGAUGAUGGAAGGUGAUCUCUUGGAAGUUUCUCUUGAUGAAACGCAACAUAUUUGGAGAAUCCUUCAAGCCACUAAACCUCGUCAAGAAGAGAAGUUCCCAGAUUUUGAAGAGCUGGAGCAUGAAAUAUUACAGAGUAAAAUGGAGAAACAGAAACUGAAGGACAGACGGAAAGCCAAGAAACGUACGCAGGAAGAAAUAGAGUUUGCGAGUGGGAGUAAGAAACUUAAGGUUAAAAUAGGAAAAGAAUUUGAGGAAAGGAAUAAAAAAUGGAAGGAUAAGAAGAAAUUGAAAGAACAGAAGGAGUCUGUGAAGAAAGUACGUAAGAUGAAGAGAAGAGUUGAAACAUUAGACAAGAAAAAAUCUUGUCCUCGCGUGAAAAAAACCAAACAGGAGUCCACAGAUGAUGACGAAGACUGUGCUGCGCCCACCUGCCUCAGACCAACAGGACAUGAAGUGGACUGGGUCCAGUGUGACGGAGGCUGUGACAAGUGGUUUCAUUUGCAUUGCGUCGGUCUCGAUAAGGACGAUGUAAAUGAAGAUGAGGAUUAUAUAUGCAAGAAUUGCACGGUGCAGGAACACGAGCAAGAACAUGACCAGGACGACGGCAACCGCGUUACGGAGGAGGAAGUAGAUUUGUCUCGUGUGAAAAUGGAACUGAAUAAUGUGGAUGAAAGUAUGGGACUGGAUGCGCUGCUGUCGUUGGCUAGCGGCUUGCCUAGUCAUGAUUCAUCAUUGGAGGAUCCCCUGGCAAUGAGUACUGGUGACUGGGUUACGUCAGGAUGUCACGGAAAUGAAUACGGAGAGGGUGAGAAGGACCUUGAAGAAUCAACCUCAGGACCUUCAGUGUCUGCAUUUUCUUCUCCCUCUGGUGUAAACGUAUCUAGUGUUUCCGCAGUUGAAGAGGUACUGCCUACCAAGGAAACUACACUGGAACUCUGUGUUGCUGGUGAUGACAGUAGUUUUUCAAACAAGACUGAAGGAGGCGGUGUAAUAGAGCACUAAAAUUUUUUUUCAGUGUCAGAGACCUCAUGUCUUCAUUUGAAGGGCUGGCCGUGGAACUGGUCGGCAGUCUUAACAGUCUGUAUGUAGGGCUAAGUGGGGGAAUAAAUAUUUUCCAAAGUAUGUGGAGAAGAUCAUGACAAAUUAAACUAUUAAAAUGACAUUUGACAUUCUGUUAUAAGUUUGUGUGGAGUGGCGUUUCACCAUUACCAACAUCAGAAUAUCUGCAAAACUUAUGAUAGUGUAGGGUGUGUCUUGGCAGGAUUAUUGACCCUUAAGUAUUUUAUUCACUUAUAUGUCAGGAGUUAAAGUCACGAAACUGAAUCGUCUGUGAAAAUCUGUUUAAAUAAUUAUGGAAAUGUGUCGCUACGCUGUUUGCCAGUCAGUACAUAUUUGUUUGCUAGCACCUGCCACCUUUACUUCUUGUUUUCUCUCUUCCCCAGACUUCAGUACCACUUUCCUCCACAUCUCUUUUAUUUCCAUUAUUAUCUCUCUCCUCUGUACCUCCAAAUCACUCUUCUCUGUUCCUUCUGCCCAUAUACCUCAGAAUUUGAACACAUUUUUUCACACUUCUUCCGUUUCAUUCCUAACUAUAAGAUGCGUAUUCCACUGGCACGCAGUUAAGAGGAUAUCCGAGUUUAAGACGGGGACAAAACUUUGGAAUUGGUGUGAAAUUACUUCAGAUCCAAAUGCAAGUGCUCAACAGUUGCUGCCCACAGCAUCCUUUAUCUCGUAAAUUGAUUGAGGGCAAAACAUUUGGUUCUAAUUUAACUGGCCUUCGUAAUCCCACCAUAAUCGUCAUGGUGUAGAUGAUCUUAAUGGCCAUAGGAAAUGCUAAAUUCCAUACAAAAAUAUUAAUUUUAAAGUUUAAGAAGACAGAUAAGAGGUCCCUUCCUCUAGAGGGGUAUAACUUAACUUAACAGAAAGUUAUGUAGGAUUUGAGAUUCUCACUGUGGUGAGUCCAAAGAUGGCUCUCUUCUGGAUCGUAACCCCGUGUAGUCUGGUAGAAGUUUACCGACGUUUCAGAGGUCCUUGCUGUCUUCAUCAUCGGGACUGUGAUGAUGGCAGCAAGGGCCUCUGGAACACAGCUAAAAUUCUACCAGACUGCACGGUGCUACAACCUGGAAGACAACCGUCUAUAAGUCUAGACUUCUUAUUCAUACAUCACCUCCCCUUUACAGCAGAAUCUAGGUAAAAAUUGGAUGUAUUACCACAGAAUGUAGGAGGAAGGAUUUGAGUAUGGAGCUAAACUUCUACUCUCAAAUCCCCUCUGAAGAGAAAUGACAGGGAAUUUUGCCAUUUUACCUGGCUUUAUCGAAGAGUCUGCUUUCAUUGCUUGCUCCAGUACCUUCAUACUGAUGUGCAGUAUGUGUAAAAAUGUUUAGUAGUAAGAAAGAUUAGAUUUAUUUCCUUUUUAUGUUCAUGGAAAUAUGAACAUACACACUAUAUUAGGGUUUCGCUGGAAAUUGAAUUCAGACAUUUUCAAACAGUAGUGUUUUAAGUAUUUUUAUUUAUCUUAUAAUAUGAUGGAGUGAUAGUGGUUAAUAGAUGUGGAACGUGUGUUCAAGAUUUAAUUACGAAGGAGGCGAGGGAAAAGUGUCUUUGUACACACUUAUCCCAUCCAUUAAUCCAAGCAGCCAUAUAAAUUGUGACUAAGCAGCGUUGUUUAGUUUCGGAAAAUUUUUACCGUGUUCUUCAGAAUGCUUGGGUUGUAGAUGGAAUUAUUCAUUUAUGACCAUUUUCAUUGCCUGUGAAAAUGUCACAGAGAAAUUUAUUUUCUUUUACUUGGAAACAGAACAGGACAAAUCAAGUAAAUCCAUUUUCAUAUGGGGAAAUGUUAUUUGUUAAGUAGCAUAAUGAAAUUAGACAGUUCUAUUUCAGUGUGUGAAGCAUGCCUAUAAUUACUUUCUGUAAUCAAUGUGUGUUCAAUAAAAAUGUCUCCCGUUCCAUCUCAUUUUGUACAUGUGCUGUGUUUUCUCUAGGCUGACUAGUGCAGUAGAAGGGUAUUAUAAUGUGAAUAUGUGUAUUGUGGCGGACCAUCAUCAUCGUGGCAUAAAGUUUUGAUGCUUUUCGGGCAGUUAUGGCCUUGGAAUAUUGUACUUGACAUACUUCAUGGUAGUUCUCUGAAUUGUAGUACCUUUUGUUCCUGUACAUAAAAAUACCAUGUCACAUUAAUGGAGUGCGGAGUGGAUGACUUUAUAUGACUUCGUCCAUGUUUUCCUCUUCCCGUAUCUUAGACAUUUUGUAACGGGCAAUAGAAUCAAGUCUUCAUACUGUAUUGGUUUCCAAUACAUCAAGAAAUAUCCUGAUUAUUUUCUAGACUUUUCCUUACCAUGCUUGUAGCCCCAUUAUAAUAAUGUAUAAAUGAAAGUAGUCAUUUAUUUUUAAGUAGGCAGAAAUUUAUUUUCUAAAGCAUGUUGUUGUGCUGUUUUUUUUAAGUGUAAUUGUCCUGUUCUGUCAAAAAAUCCCUUUUUAUUGAUAGUUUUAACAACCUGUAAGGAAGCGAGUUACAUAUACUCUAUCCUAAAUGUUGGUCCUAUAGUUAUUUUCACAGAUUUGAUUAAACAUUAUAUUUUAAUACUCGUGUGUGUAGUUUAUAAAUCCAUACAGCAACAAAAUUUGAUAAGUUUAAAUCUAUUACGUGAGAAGCAAAAUGACAUUGAUUAAGUAGAGUGUUAUCCUGAAUCAGGAUUAUUAUUUAUGCUCUGGUCUUUGUCAACAAAAAAGAAAACUUAAUCUCAGUAGAUAAUACUUUAUUGUUUUAUAAACUGGUCUUAUGAAAUUUCUAAUAUAAAGUAUGGCCUUUAGUGUUAUUUUUUCAUACAUAUUAUCUCACUUCAGCCUGUCACAUAGGUGGACUCAACACUUUUCAUUCUAUGGGAUACAGAUUUGAUGUAAUUUUAUUAAUGAGUAACUUAUUGUUAAUGAAACUUUCAUACUUUUAUCUAUAGAAAUCCCAUUGAAAUAAACCACUAAUAUGUCUGAAUUGUUGCAAUAGAUUUUUAAGAAAGUAGUUCGUUCUAGGCCACUAGAAGAGACAAAAAUGUUACGCUAACUGUUAAACAGUAUUGGAGAUAAAAUUGCAGCGCAGUCCAGUUUGUUGGACACAUGCGCCUUAAACAGUAAAUUUAAAUAAUACAUCUUGGAUUAGACAGAUUCCUUAUUCAGAAUUACAGCAGACCAUACAUUAACAGUUCUUCCUUUUCUCUUUUAUUUUCAUUACCCCAUUUUUAUAGUCUUUUUCCAUUUUCCGAAAAGCUGGGCUAGAAAAGUAAAAUUUGAUAUGCAGUUUUUUAUCUACUGAUUGUUAACUGGAGGUAUGUCAGUGCUGAACUGAUGAACAUAAGAAGUAGGAGUUACCAAAUUUAAUUAGAAGAAAAGUAAAAUGUUUGGGUAUAAUGUGCUCGUUAUCAUACAUCUUUAUUAUAUUACAUGGAUCCAUGAGUUAGAUAACAGUAGGAUGUGGAAUAAGUUGUAAUAAUACAUGUUACAAAUGCAUCAAACCAUUACAUACAGUAAAUAAAUUAUACUACCUGUUCAUAUUAUACAAAGAAAAGAAAACCUUGAAAAAACAAUAGGACAUAUUUGUGAACAUUAGGAAUUUAUCAGCAGAGUAAAAGGAGUGUUAUUAGCAGCAGAGGGAAGGUAUUACACUUGCUGACUUCUCGUUUGCAAUCAAUGAAGCCUCGUAAAUCACAUAUUGUUUAUAUCGUUAAUAACACCUGAAGUAAUACAACACAGUUUACCACAAAGCUAAAGUAUACCUACAUAAGAGACUAUGAUACUGUGUCAGAUUUUACAUGUAUGUCCAUCUACCCACAUGUCGGCCACAAUGAGUUGAAUGUGCAGCAGUACGAGAACCUUUAUUUCUCGAUGACAUUCAGUGAUUUUUGUUCUUUAUAAUUUUUCACAUUCGUAGUGGGAUACUGAGUAAUUAUUUCCAAUUUCAGUGGCACUGCUGGGAUAAUUGUUUCUAAUCUUUGAAUGUGUGGACUACAUUAUUUACACAUUAGGCUGAGAAUUCUUAUACAUGUGCAUAUAACAAAGAAAUUAAUUUUUUUGUUAUUGGUAAUUUGCACCUUUGUCAAAUGAUGCUAUUAUAUCAGUGCUGCAUUUUUCCCCAUCUGACUGGAAAAAAAACUAGGGAGAACUUGGAGAAUAGUUUUGAAUUAAUUUAUUCAGUUUGUAUUAAAUUUAAUUAUACUAUUAAACAUAUGUUCUGGGUUUGUCUUUGCCAGACAUGUGCUCACUAUUUCUGUAUGUUGCAGUGUCUUGUCUUGGGAACUGAGAUUAUAAGUUGAAUUACUUGUAUUUAAUUACUUGAAUUACAGAUUAUUUUCCAGAUGUGACAAAAUAUAAAACCUUUUUAGUUCAGUUUUUGUGAUUUUUGAACGUAAGUUAUGUACACUAUACCAUAUAAAAGUUGUCUUCAUAUAAACGGUUGCAUUAUCAUCACCAAGAGAUUUUAGGCUUUGCUUACAUGUUUUGUGUUGUGUACCUGAAUUUAUCACUUCCACCCAUUGCAGAACUUGUAUGUCAUCAGAACUGUCUGAAUUAAAGUGUAAUAUAUACUUCUGAUGUAGAAAUAUUAUUCUGGAGUAAUCAACAGAAAUGUCUUCAUUCACCAUCACAAAUAACUGUUACAGUUACUUUUGUGUUUAAUAAUAUGCAUAUCACAUUAAAAGGCUAUAUGUAAUUUGCUACAUUCUGAUUUUAUAUUUAAUUAUUCUGAGAAUGUAGUUACAUAAUUACAUUUAUAUAAAUGAAUGCAUUUUAGAAGUGACGUUUAAAGGCUCGAAUGAUAUUUUAAGCCAUUGGGUUUGUAUGAAUGUGUGUGUUUCGUGCUUUAAGUUUAGACCCUUCAUUGAUUAGAGCUUGAUAAAUCUGCAAACAUUUUAAAAGGACAGAUAUACCAUGUGUGUCAAAGUCUGUGAACUAAUGUUUGUGAAGGUGUCAUAUUUUAACUAGGGCUGAGUGUGACAGAUUUGAAAGAUUACUAAUCUAUGUGAAUGUUUAAAAUGCCUUGAAAUAUGUAUCCAUUUAGCAAUAAAUUACAUUAUAGUGGUAGUA